AUGCUUGCAGCAAUCACCUUAAUCCUCAGUGUCAUAGUAAUUCUGGAUAGCAAGCGUGAAAAGGAUCGAGUGAAGCCUCCUCAGCCAGCACAAUACGCUCAGAUCAAGAGAAAUCAACUACCGCCCCCCCUGUCCAUCAGUGAACACGGAAGUGGUUGCGUGAAUUCGUCUUACGAUGAUAUGACGGUGAUAACAGCAUCACUGCCUGAGCAACGAGUUCCGCCUUUCUCCUACGAGCGACAUAAUCGCAAUAAACGAGCCAGAAUACGGCCUAAUUCAAUGCCACAACCACAUUUCGAUCAGUACUCCGGCAUGACCCCUUCAAUCAGAGAUGAUUUUUCCUCGAAAUUGCAAUCGAGAAGGUCGUUCUCUACUGCAAAUGGACGUUUCCGAAAGUCAUGCGAACUGCCGAGUACAGUCGGAAUUCACGGGGAUUUGAAGAAAAGUGACGAGCCGAACGAGCAGGAGUUUGGCAAGCCGCCAGGUACACUAACAUCACUGAUCAGUUUCGAUCCGAAGAGCCGAACGUUGUUACGAGUACGUGAGCACAGAGAGUCGGACGAGGACGAAGCCGAAGGUUAUAGCAGAAUAGAAAAAGACUGCUCCCAAGACACAGGACUGUACGAGCGUAUUCGCAGCAGAGGAUCCAGAGACAACAUAAAUGCAUGUCCAGAUGUCCGAAACUUGCUCGAGACAAGGCUAAGGGAUCCGAGUCACGACUCUCUGCCAUCAAUGAUGGCUCCAGUGUUGACCACUGAAAAUCCUACUCAUAGCUCCACCAAUGCGACUUCUUCGGACUUUGGCUUCCCUGGAUCAAGAUACUGUCCACCAUCUUCAUCUUCAUCGCAGACGGAUCGUCAUCUAUCCUCCGAGACGAGAGGAAUCGAACCGCCAGAGAUUAGAUAUAUGGGAGACCAAGAGCGUCACUUGGCUACAACAUCUUCGGACUACAAAAGCAAUUUACGGGUAGAAAGUAAGGACAGCCGUACAGCUAUCGUACAUUACCACUCGAUUAGCGAGUUUCGGCUCACGAAUAGUAAGUCUCCCACACAGACAGUGCCAGUCAUCACGGGUGCUGGAUUGCUUGUUUGA
This is a messenger RNA of Cooperia oncophora, 1092 nucleotides long. Lineage: Eukaryota; Metazoa; Nematoda; Chromadorea; Rhabditida; Trichostrongylidae. The record is from the annotation of a GenBank genome assembly.